This is a messenger RNA of Letharia lupina, 567 nucleotides long. RefSeq lists its product as uncharacterized. Lineage: Eukaryota; Fungi; Ascomycota; Lecanoromycetes; Lecanorales; Parmeliaceae. Gene Ontology annotation, cellular component: endoplasmic reticulum; cytosol. The coding region runs from base 1 to 567 and encodes 188 amino acids. The record is from RefSeq and is a predicted model, not a curated record. The transcript is spliced from 2 exons.
AUGGUGAGCUCAGCAGCCUCCGGGCUCUUGAGUCGCCAGCUCAAGUUGAUGCAAAGCGAUAAGGACAUUCCCGGCAUAAGUUGCGGUCUCAUUGGGAGUAACGUCUUCGAGUGGGAGGUCAUGCUUAUGAUUUCUGACGACUGCAAGUACUACGGCGGUACGUACCGGAAUAUUGCUGUUGAAAGAGUAAGGGGGAAGGCUGAUGGAAGAGAUACAGGAGGAUUUUACCGCGCCCAUCUUAUAUUUCCACCCGAAUACCCACAUCUGCCACCCAAGAUGACGUUCCAGACACCGAUAUUCCACCCAAACGUCUAUCCCUCCGGCGACGUUUGCAUCUCGAUCCUCCAUGCGCCUGCCAACGAUCCAUACGGGUACGAGUCUGCCAGUGAACGGUGGUCGCCGGUUCAAACGCCCGAAACAAUACUCUUGAGCGUGAUCAGUAUGCUGAGUAGUCCGAACGAUGAGAGUCCGGCGAAUGUGGAGGCGGCGAGGUUAUGGAGAGAGGAUACGAAAGAAUUUAGGAAGAGAUGUAGGGCGAAUGUAAGGGCGAGUUUGGGGGAGGAGUAG